Talaromyces rugulosus is the source of this 951-nucleotide messenger RNA. RefSeq lists its product as uncharacterized. Lineage: Eukaryota; Fungi; Ascomycota; Eurotiomycetes; Eurotiales; Trichocomaceae. Gene Ontology annotation, molecular function: ATP binding; protein kinase activity. Gene Ontology annotation, biological process: protein phosphorylation. The coding region runs from base 1 to 951 and encodes 316 amino acids. The transcript has 4 exons. The record is from RefSeq and is a predicted model, not a curated record.
AUGGCCCAAUCAAAUAAACACCAAUCCCAUUUUGCUUUCGAACAGGUGUUGAGUCAAAAUGCUUCUACGCCUACUAUUCCUCCCCUUCCUACGCAGUUUUCUCAAGUACGGAAGGACAUAAAACUUCCAAACACACCAAAGGCCUCCACUGCACGAGACGCCCCCAGGGAAGCCUUCACCAAAGGACCAGGAAGCUAUUCGGGAACCAACUCAAAGGCUCGUCGGAAUCUGCCACUGCCUAGAAAAGGGUCUCCUUGGGACACGUACAGGAAAGAGUUUAGUUGCGAUCUCGCAGGUGAUGCUGCUGUAGUCGUCCACCGAACAGACCCUUCCAAAGUACUAUUACUUAGGUCUUUUCCGGGAGAUAUUGCAGAAAAGGUGCUGCAGUGGUUAAAUCAGCUUCAACAUCCAAAUAUCAUGGGUGCCAAAAUGUGUUAUUCCGCGGAAAACUCAUUAUACGCUCUAUGUGAAGACCUCCCUCUAACUUUGGAGCAUCUUAUCGUUUGUGGUGCCCGUCUGACAGAGGUCCAGCUAAGUGCAAUUUUGAGCCAGAUUCUUGACGCUUUAUCGUACCUAGCAGCCGAGGGGUUCGAACACCGAUCGGUGAAGUCGUCGAAUGUUUUGAUGGGCCUCGAUGGUGUGGUUAAAAUAGGUUAUUUACAAGAUAUCCACAGCCAAAGUCAAACGCAAGACCAGACGAACACUCUGAAAGCCUUGGAAACAAUUACCAUGGAGCUGAUGGGUGGCACAGCGGGGAUGAAUGAUGUUAAACAGUGGCCACUGGAUUCUGACGCUGUCACAUUUCUGCUAGCAACUGCAUCUGUUGGUGGUUCUGUUGGUGAACUUAGAAAGCACCGUCUCAUAACAAAGUAUGCCGACUCGAAGGGCGAAUUGAUCGGAUUGGCUCGAUUCGCUUUGAUCUCAGCUCGAACAUUUUAUUCCUAUCCAUGA